AUGUGCAAGGCGGAGAAAAUUGGCGAGAAUACAUCGCGAAGUGGCCGCACGUUGGCGGCUCCGUACGUCGGCAAGCUGAAGAACGCACGCUUCAACUUGGGUUGUAAGCGCGGUGAUCUAGUUGCGGCGGCCCACGCGCCGAUGGAUGAUAAAGUGGAGAACGGAAACCAGGAGUUUGAUGAAAAUUUAAAGAAGUAUUCCAGGUCUCCGUCGUUUUUUGGAUGGCGCGUGUGGAUGGUCGUUUGUUUCUGUGCGGCAACGUUAUUCCUAUUCCAAACGUAUUGGACUCUCUCAGAAUACUUUCAAUAUCGAACCAUCAUCGAAAUGCAGUUGAGAUUUGAAGCCGCAAAGCUGAUUUUCUAUGGUGCCAAGCGAAUAUUCAGAGAAGUUUCUGGAGAAUUCCAGAACUACAAAUCAGAUCUGCGCUUUAUUUUAGCACCAUUCCCAGCUGCCACCGUGUGCAAUUUGAAUGCAUUCAAAUACAGUGAGCUCACUCAGUAUGCUGACAUCAAAGAAGUGUUUGACUACUGGGAACGAGUGAUUAACGCGAGGGAAAUGAACGAAAUACUACGAAAAGGCAACGAAGGAACGCUACCGCUUGACUUAAGGCAAAAUUUGGCAGGAUCACUUUGUUUCAGAGAACGAGCUGUACUGAACUUCCCAAUAGAAGAGCAUGAGCUGCAGGGAGCCGUCUACCAACCGGUUUUCGUCCGUUGUACAUGCCUCAAUACGGAGCAGUGCGUUCCAAAUAGGAACCCUCUUGAGUGGCGUGCAUCGGUGUGCAUGUGCUUUGAAGACGUCACCAAGGGUCUUAUCUGGCCGUGUUAUCCAACCAAUGUUUGGACAGUUAAGAAGUGCUCUGGGUGCUCGUCAAUCUCGAACACGUGUCCCGAUCCCGACCAUCAUAACGUAAGUGGAGAGGCGGUGGAAUGUCUCUGCCAGAGCAUCUCUCAUCAUUGUAUGAUUCAUCCUAAGGGCGAAAUAAAGUGGUGGAACCCGAAUAAUUACACGACAUUUCCAGCGACAGAUCCACCAGCUGUGUACGCCACGGAAACUGAGCAGGCGUUUGGACUUUUGGAACUACGGGAUAAGGGUGCGAUCACGACCCAAACGAAAGAGAAUCUGAUUUUCCUAGUGGCUGCUUUGCCUCGCGAAACUCGUAGAAAUCUCUCGUACACACUUAACGAGUUCGUACUACGUUGCUCGUUCAAUAGCAAAGACUGCAACAUGGAGCGUGAUUUCAAGCUACAUGUUGAUCCUGAAUACGGUAACUGCUACACGUUCAACUUCAAUGACUCCGUAGAAUUGAAGAAUAGCCGCGCGGGUCCAAUGUAUGGUUUACGACUUCUUUUGGAUGUGCACCAGGACGACUACAUGCCGACCACAGAGGCUGCUGGUGUUCGCAUAGUUGUUCAUGAACAGGAUAAAGAACCGUUCCCAGACACGUUCGGCUACAGCGCUCCCACUGGUUUUGUGUCAUCGUUUGGUUUAAAAACGAAAGUUCUCCACCGCAUGGAUGCCCCAUAUGGGUCAUGUAGCGACACGUUCCGUCCUGAGCGAUAUAUUUACGACGAGCACUAUUCGCCUGAGGGAUGUCAUCGUAAUUGCUUCCAAUUGAAGGUACUGGACGAAUGCGGAUGUGGAGAUCCGCGCUUCCCUUUACCGCCGGAUGAAAAACGCUACUGUAGUGCUAAAAGCGUUACCGAUAGGCAAUGUCUCUCGAACUUGACCAGCCUUUCCGGUGGGUACCAUCACGUUCACCUCGAGUGUGAAUGUCGUCAGCCAUGUACGGAAAAUGUCUUCGAAACUGCUUACUCUGCCGCAGCUUGGCCAUCGGUCAACUUUAAGAUAGGAGUCGACUGUCCAGCCGUCCUGAACAUAUUUAAUGACACCGAAGCCUGUACUGAAUACUAUCGAGUGAACACCGCCUAUAUUGAGAUUUAUUACGAGCAGCUGAAUUUCGAAACGUUGAGGGAGACUGCUGGCUAUACGAUGGUGAAUUUGUUCUCCGAUUUCGGCGGUAACAUCGGCCUGUGGAUUGGAUUUUCUGUAAUCACAAUCUGCGAAAUCAUCGAGCUCAUCUUCGAGAUCGGCUACUAUUUGCUCUACAUAAAGCCCCUGCGGUAUGUUGUAAUUAGUUUCCAGCAGGAAUGCAUUUGUCAACAAUGGGCUAGGAGUAAUGGUUUGACAGCUGCAAGUGGAGUCCGUGGUGAUUAUUGCAAAGUUUUUCUUUGUCCUCAAUAG
Angiostrongylus costaricensis is the source of this 2244-nucleotide messenger RNA. The record is from the annotation of a GenBank genome assembly. Lineage: Eukaryota; Metazoa; Nematoda; Chromadorea; Rhabditida; Metastrongylidae.